Pyrenophora tritici-repentis Pt-1C-BFP is the source of this 1620-nucleotide messenger RNA. RefSeq lists its product as uncharacterized. Lineage: Eukaryota; Fungi; Ascomycota; Dothideomycetes; Pleosporales; Pleosporaceae. The record is from RefSeq and is a predicted model, not a curated record. Gene Ontology annotation, molecular function: transmembrane transporter activity. Gene Ontology annotation, biological process: transmembrane transport. Gene Ontology annotation, cellular component: membrane.
AUGUCUCAAAAGCCAGAGACUACUACAAUCGACGUCAGCAAACCUCAAGUCGAAACCACAGAGUCUAUCCACAAGCACGUUGACAAUUCCGGUGGAAAGGGCAAGGAUAAAGCCGCCGCAUUACUUGCCUCGAACGAACGCAUCAUCGUAACCGAAGCUGAGAACGCACGAGUUCUGAAGAAGAUCGACCUUGUCAUUCUUCCCAUUCUCCUUAGCGUCUACUUUCUCCAAUCGCUCGAUAAAACUACCCUAUCGUACGCUUCCGUGUUUGGAUUGAUCGAAGAUGCGAACCUCGACCCAAAGUCCCAACAGUACUCCUGGCUGGGAAGUAUUGUAUACAUUGCACAAUUGGUAGCGCAGCCCCUCGUGGCCGUGCUGCUAGUCAAGCUGCGCAUGGGAAAAUUCAUGGGCGUUAUGGUGCUUACUUGGGGAUGUAUCCUGUGCGGCAUGGCUGCUGCAAAGGACUUUACUGGGCUGAUGGUAACGCGAUUCUUGCUGGGUGCUUUUGAAGCUGCAAUUGCACCUGCUUUCAUAGCCGUCGUUCAGAUGUGGUACAAGCGUGGCGAGCAAACCAACCGAAACGCAGCCUGGUACGCCAUGCUGGGUAUCGUGAACAUCCUCGGCAGCUUGCUAUGCUACGGUCUCGGACACAUCAACUCGAACCUGUUACACUCGUACCAGAUCAUCUUCCUCUUCUGCGGUCUUCUCACAAUCGUCGUGUCAGUCUUCGUCUACAUCUUCAUGCCGGACUCGCCCAUGGAAGCAAAGUUCUUCACCGAACACGAGCGGCUGGUUGCUGUCGAGCGACUCCGUAUGAACCAAAUGGGUGUCGCAUCGCGUGUGUGGAAGUGGGACCAUGUGCUCGAAGCAUUUACCGACCCAAAGACUUGGCUGUGGUUCUGCAUGUUGAUGGCGAUCAGCAUCCCGAGCGGUGGAAUCUCAGCUUUCGGCCCCUUGAUCAUCCAGAGUUUUGGCUUUGGUCAGUUCCAGACAAUUCUGUUUAACAUGCCAUUUGGCCUUGUACAGAUUGUUGCGACUAUUGGUGGCGCUUGGCUGGCGACGUGGUUGAAGAAGAAGUCGCCGGUUCUGAUUCUGCUGUGCAUUCCGCCCAUUGUCGGCAUUAUCAUCCUCAUGGUUGUCGGACGCGGCCCCUCUCACCGCGGCGUGCUGCUCUUUGGCUACUACCUCACCAGCUUUUAUCCCGGAAUCUCGCCAUUGAUCUACUCAUGGUCAGGCCAAAACACCGGCGGCGACACAAAGCGCAAGGUCACAACAUCCAUCCUCUUCGUAGGCGCCAGCUCAGGCAACAUCAUCGGUCCCCAACUCUUCAAGCCCUCCGAGAAGCCGUAUUAUCGUAAAGGUCUGCGCGCAAACCUAGCCCUCUUCGUCGCCCUCAUCGUUCUCAUUUUGCUUGCCAUGGUUUGGAUCAAGCUCAUGAACCGAAAACAUGCUGCGACACGAGAGAGCAUGGGCAAGUCGGCCGUCGUGAUUGACACGAGUAUGGGGGCCUCGCGAGAAGGCGAUGCGGAAGAGCAUGAGAACCAGACGAGCGGGAUUGGUGAUAAGGCAUUUGAUGAUGUGACCGAUAUAAAGAAUGAGGAUUUCAUCUAUGUGUAUUAG